AAGGGAUCAAGAAGAAAUGGGAUUUCUCUUACUGAAUUUCUUUUUUAAACGCCAGGUGACGCACACUGAUUAUUUUGAAAUGUACAUAGUAGAUGAGAAAGUAGAUUGAAAUAAGCGUGAUACAUUGUUAGCAAACGUUUCAGUCACACGGAGGCUGCGGAAUUGUUUGCUCGACGCCACGAGAGACAAAGGAAACGGCCGGAAUGGUAUUUUAAACGGACAAGGAUGGUCGAGAUCGUCCUUCUGCCGGUGGUUGCCUAAGUCCUAACACCCAAGUGCGAACACUGUGAACGAUGGUUGACUACUACAAGGUACUAGAAGUGCAACGAACCGCCACGAGCGGAGACAUCAAAAAGGCAUAUAGAAAAUUGGCAUUGAAAUGGCAUCCAGACAAAAACCCUGAAAACCUGGAAGAAGCGAACAAGAGAUUCAAAGAAAUAUCCGAGGCGUACGAAGUCUUAAUUGACGAUGCGAAGAGACGAACCUACGACCAACGAUUGUAUCAGAAGGCAUCCUCGAGGCCCGGCCGUGGAUUCACCUACCGGAGUUUCUUUGACUCUCCUUUCCAGCGAUAUUUCGAAAAGAAAAGAAGGGUCUACGAUCAAUAUGGAAAGGAAGGACUUCAAAUGCCCGGUGGUAAGAGGCGACACAAGGACGACUUUGAUCCACACUUCACUGGUACUUUCAUGUUUAGAGACCCUGAGGAAGUAUUUAAAGAAUUCUUUGGUGGUACUUCUUUCGAGGACUUGUUCUCCGACCUUACUGAAGUCGGUGUACGCCUCGGACCCAACAGGCAUAGUCAUCCAAGCAGUAACAGCAUUAGCACGUCAUUCUUUGGUCCGUUAGGAGUUUCUCACUUUGGUUUCUCACCAUUCAACAACUUGUUUGAAGGUUCAUCAGGAAACUUCACCUCGUUCAAUGCGUUUACGAGUUUCGGUGGAGCCAGCGGUGGAGGUGCUGUGAAACGGACAAGUACUUCAACUCGAUUUAUCAACGGCAAAAAGAUCACCACCAAAAAGGUUUUCGAAAAUGGAAAGGAAACAAUAAUGUCGUACGAGAAUGAUGUGCUAAAGUCGAAGACGGUGAACGGCGUACCACAAUCAAUAACGUUUGACGAGUCAUCGACUAGUCGCCAGCUGACCGACAGUGCCAGCGAUAUCUCGAUGGCUGGCCAGAACUCGAGAACAGUCCAUGGUGACCAUCAGAAGGCUAGCAGAAUAAAGACGCACCAUCAUCCACUUCUCACUAAGAAGCACGAUAAGAGUAAGAGAAAAUAGAGGCAACACUUUUGCAGCCUUCUCUCAUUCGUUUUUUUGUCCGUAUCUUUUUCAUUUUAGUCUCUUCGUUUUAUUUUUUUUUUCGAAUUAAAUGCAUACAUACACAAACAUACAUUAUAUACGUACGUACGUGUAUCAUUUACAUAACUGAUGUUGUAAAUUAUAUCAUUUCUCGCAACGUCGUUUUUGCUAUUGUCUAAAUAAUCAGGAUUAAAAAAGUGAAGAAAAACUUCGUGAAUUAGCAUUGACUGAUCACAAAUGUUCGAUUUGAUCAAUAAAUAAAAGAAAAAAUUCGCUGCAAAAUUCAUUGUAAGAUUUUGCAUCGAAAGUGGCAUAUUUAAUUGAUUCUCGUUCGCUGUUGAGAGAGAGAGAGAGAGAGAGAGAGAGAGAGAGAGAGAGUGAGAGAGA
Molecule: messenger RNA, 1685 nt
Organism: Bombus pyrosoma
Lineage: Eukaryota; Metazoa; Arthropoda; Insecta; Hymenoptera; Apidae
Product: dnaJ homolog subfamily B member 6-like
Exons: 8
Coding region: 294-1277 (327 amino acids)
Molecular function (GO): Hsp70 protein binding
Source: RefSeq, a predicted model, not a curated record